CAUAUUUGUCUUGCGUUUCUCUUUGUCUAGUGUCUAACGAGAUAGUGCAUUCACGCAUGUACGCACGCGCCGUGCACCCUACGUGUUGCAUGGGUAUUGAUUGAUGUUACAUUCCAUUCAACUUUACUCUGUUCUAGAUACUGGCAUAUCACACCGCGUGGGCAGCGUCGGUCAAGUGAAAUCUAUGGAAAGUCGUCUCUACUGGACGAGUUCACCGAAUGAUCAUUCAUUGCCAUGUGAAUUCAUUACUGGUCAACCUUGUCACAGUCUAUAUAAACCGGAUCCACCAAGAAGUCUUGACGAUUCCGACUACGAUUCACCAUCGUCCGAUUAUGCGCCCCAUUCACCAGCUUCGCCCCAUCCAGGGACACAGCGACACGAAUAUCAUUCGUUGAAAUUUCUAGGAGAAGGUGCUUAUGGCGAAGUACACCUUGUGCGAAAUCCAUUCAGUCGGAAGUACAUACCCGAUGACGUCUUAGCGUUAAAAGUCAUCGAUCUCGAGCAUCGUCGAGAGGAUUCGAAACAAAAAUUUCGAAAUGAGGUCGCUCUGCAAAAUGCCUUGACUCCUCUACGACAUCCAAAUAUCGUCAAGUGUUUUGGAUCCAAUUAUGAGCUAGAACUCAAUCAGCUGCAAAUUUUUCUGGAGUACGUCCCUGGUGAUGAUUUACGUACCAUCAUACGUGACAGCCGUCAUGGAUGUAUCGAUGUACGUAGAGCCCGGGACUAUUUUCGACAGGUGACCAGAGGCGUUGAUUUCUUACAUCGUUUUCAUGUGGUGCAUCGUGAUAUAAAACCCGAGAACGUGAUAGUGAACAGCAAUGGUUUGUGCAAAAUCACAGACUUUGGUAUGGCUACACAUCUAGAAACUACCGCUGACAACAGAGAAAUACCACUUGAUCGAAUGUGUGGUACAAGCGAUUUCAUGUCACCGCAAAUGUUCAAGAAAAAAUAUCUAGGUUCUAAGAACGACGUCUGGGGAUUGGGUAUCAUUUUGGUAAUAAUGCUAACUGGCCGAAGACCAUGGAGAAGAGCACGAAAAAGCGAUCGCCGUUAUUACGAAUGGGCAUACGGAAGGUCUUUAUUAUACCCGCUCGAUCGACUGACUCCUGCAACAUUCGAAAUAGUGGAGUACGUUCUAAACGUUGAUGAGCAUACACGCCCGUCAUGCGACGAAAUUCUCGAGCAUUCAUGGUUGGCCUUAUGACCUACGUGUUGCACAAGAGGCUUCAAAUGUGCUACCAAACGUGCCCUUCAUCCGCAGUACACAGCUCUACUUUCAGUAUCAACCAAAUCAUUCUGUUAUUAUUAAUCAUUGUUCCAUUCUUUCUAGAAUUACUCGUUGGUUGGAAAUUUACGGAUGCUUUAUGUUAGGGGCAGAUUAUUUGACCAUCGAUUUCCGCGAUAGAACUUCCACGUAAACAAAUUUGCUGAAGAGUUGUUUUUGCGGAAACUGAUCGCCAUAUAAACUUGCGCCUAAGCCACUCUUUGGUAUACGGGCUCUCAUGAUUGGGUGUUUUCUCAUUAUCAUUGAAUUUGUAGUAUCAAAUGCGUUAUCAUCGUUAUUUAGAAUUAUAAUAGUUAUUCAGAUUAGAGAACUUGUAAAGGUGAAGAACACUAUUUUUCCGCAUGAUUCAUUAUUGCACUUGAUCUGUGCUGCUGCCUUGUGAAAUUGUGUGAAAUUAGCGUCACACUCCUCUCAGCACCUAGGCACAUUCUUGCCUGCUGUCACAUUUUUGCGUUCAGAACACAAAACGACUAGCAGAUUGCAGUGUGCGCUAGGAGAAAUGUCAUCAUUUCCACAUGAAUGUGUAAUUGUUCUCCACCUUUUUGUCUAAACACUGCAUCUCUGCAAGUUUUCCUUGUUCUGAUUUUCAUCCAAAAAUCCAGUGUUCUUACUCGAAUCAAGUCUUUCGGCUAAUCAUUUCUAUGUGUUUUCUUGUUUACAUGUGAUGAUCUCAACUACUUGGCGAAAACGCGCGACAAUCACGGUCAUGUUGUAUUACGCUAUCUGGGCGAUGUGCUCAUUCUGCUAUGUCAUCGAUUUUUUUGUUGAUCUUUCUUUCCCAUAUGAUAUUUGUGGUUUCUUUCCAAUCUGGGUCUAGGAUAUUAUCAAUUCAAUGCUAGUACGUGUCAGUAUGUUGCCUUUUUCCUUGACGGUUUGUGCA
Messenger RNA from Cylicocyclus nassatus, 2165 nucleotides. NCBI's taxonomy places the organism in Eukaryota, Metazoa, Nematoda, Chromadorea, Rhabditida, Strongylidae. The record is from the annotation of a GenBank genome assembly.